Molecule: messenger RNA, 1814 nt
Organism: Sorex araneus (European shrew)
Lineage: Eukaryota; Metazoa; Chordata; Mammalia; Eulipotyphla; Soricidae
Product: UDP-glucuronosyltransferase 2B31-like
Exons: 6
Coding region: 7-1599 (530 amino acids)
Molecular function (GO): UDP-glycosyltransferase activity
Source: RefSeq, a predicted model, not a curated record
GCCAGAAUGUCUGUUAAAUGGAUUUCGCUUCUCCUCCUGCUAGAGCUGGGUUGUUACUUCAGUUGUGGCAGUUGUGGAAAGGUGUUGGUGUGGCCCAUGGAAUACAGCCAUUGGAUCAACAUAAAGACAAUCCUGGAUGAGCUUGUGAAGAGAGGUCAUGAAGUAACUGUUCUUACAUCGAAAGCUUCUAUUCUUGUUGAUCCUACAAAACCAGCUUCUUUUAAUUUUGAAAUUUACCCAACACAAUAUCCUAAAGGUCAUAUGGAAUCCACUAUCCAAAGAGUCCUUGAGGAAUGGAUAUACAAGAUGCCAAAAAAUUCAUUUUGGUCUUAUUAUUCAAAACUGCAAGAUAUGAUUUGUGAAUCUUAUACUGUAGUUAGAAAUCAUUGUAAAGAUCUAGUUCUGAACAAGAAGCUAAUGAAAAAAUUACAAGAAACAAAGUUUGAUGUCGUCUUUGCAGAUGCUAUUGGACCCUGUGGUGAGCUUCUGGCUGAAAUACUUGAAAUCCCUUUAGUGUACAGUCUCCGCUUCUCUACCGGAUCUGGACUUGAAAAGUAUAGUGGAGGACUUCCCCUCCCACCAUCCUAUGUACCUGUUGUCCUGUCUGAAUUAAGCGACCGAAUGACAUUCAUGGAAAGGGUUAAAAAUAUGAUUCAUGUGCUUUAUUUUGACUUUUGGUUCCAGACAGUAUGUGACAAUCAAUGGGAUAAGUUUUAUAGUGAAGUACUAGGAAAACCCACUUCAAUAUCUAAGCAGAUGAGCAAAGCCGAUUUCUGGCUCAUUAGAACAUUCUGGGAUUUUCAGUUUCCUCACCCAAUCUUACCAAAUUUUGAGUUUGUUGGAGGACUACACUGCAAACCUGCCAAACCCCUGCCCAAGGACAUGGAGGAGUUUGUCCAGAGCUCUGGAGAAAAUGGUGUUGUGGUGUUUACUCUGGGGUCAAUGGUCAGUAACAUGCCCGAGGAGAGAGCCAAUGUGAUUGCAUCAGCUCUUGCCCAGAUUCCACAAAAGGUUAUAUGGAGAUUUGAUAGCAAGACGCCAGAUACUUUAGGGGCAAAUACUAGGCUAUAUAAGUGGAUCCCCCAGAAUGACCUUCUUGGUCAUCCCAAAACCAAAGCUUUCAUCACUCAUGGUGGGACCAACGGCAUCUAUGAGGCAAUUUACCACGGGGUGCCUAUGGUGGGCAUUCCCCUGUUUGCGGAUCAGCCCGAUAACAUCGCUCAUAUGCAGGCCAAGGGGGCAGCUGUCAGGGUGGACUUUGAAACAAUGUCAAGCUCAGAUUUGCUCAAUGCAUUGAAGACAGUCAUCAAUGAUCCUUCGUAUAAGGAGAAUGCCAUGAAACUAAGGGCAAUUCAACGAGAUCAGCCAGUGAAGCCUCUGGACAGGGCGGCCUUCUGGAUCGAGUUCGUCAUGCGCCACAAAGGAGCCAAACACCUGCGGCCCGCCUCCCACGACCUCAACCUGCUCCAGUACCACUCUCUGGACGUGAUCGGCUUCCUGCUGGCCUGCGUGGUAGCUGCCCUGUGGCUCAUCACCAAAUGCUGCCUGUGCUGUUGUCGGGUGUUUUCUAAAGCAAGGAAGAAGGAAAAGAGGCACUAGUUGCAUUGAGGCCCGAAGCUGUUCUCUCUUAUAGAGAGGACACCUCCAGUUUGUUUCAGAGAGAAGAGGGUGCGGGUUUCUUUUCACUGGUGACAAAAUUAUUCUCAUGUUAAGUUGUUAUGUCAAACUUUGCUUUCAAACUAUUUCCCUCCAUUUGAGGUCAGAAAUAUGUGAUUUUAAGAAAAAAGAAACAGCAUUCAAUAAGUGAAAAUAAA